AGCGUAUAUUGGUCUCUGCGUUAAGUGACUGGGACUGAGUCUUAAGUUCAUUCACCACAGGGAACGCUGCGCGAUGAAACCUCAUCCACAGAGCAGUCCCCCUACCCUUCCUAUGCCUUCUGUGUCCUGCAGGCCAGGUCAGACCCAAAAACCAAAAGACUGGAAUUGGCAUUUGGACCCUGAGCUGUGGGCAAGAUCGGUUCGACAGCAGUUGAAUACCUGCCUCCGCUUUAUUCUGGAAGAGAGGAAGGUACCUUUGUCUCCUGAAAUCCCAUGGUUUGAUACCCUUCAGUCUGGGCUCGCUGGAUGUAGCUGCAGCGGACAAGAACACUCCUGGGACUGUCAGGAGAAACAGGAGCAUCUUAAGGCAGUGGUUGAAUCAGAACAGCGGAACAUGCUGGAGCUGCUGCUGUCUGAGCUUAAAUCUCUGUUCUCAGCUGUGCUGCAGGAUGGCAGUUGUGAAGCUUGGCACUAUUUGCAUGCAGUACUGGGCCUGUUGCCUCCAUACCGUGAGAUGCUAGCCGGUCAACUCGAGUUGCUGCCCUUCCUGGAGCAGCUGUACUGCUGGGCACCCAAGGUGCAAGCCUGGCUCCAGCUGGACCUGCUAGAUGCUAUAGACAAGGCCUUCCCCCCAGACAGUUCUUUGUUACAUAGUUCCUCCCAUGUUGACUGCAGUCCCUGGAUGAAACGGUUUCAUCGGGGACCCCCAUGCUCAGCAUGCCCUUUUGUGAAGGCUCGGUGGGACCAGCAACAAAAAAAGGAAUUGGCCACGUGGCUACGACCAUUGACACUGCCUGAGCUACAGCACUGUCUGGGCAUUGUUGGUGCUGAGGUGGCCCUAGAAGAGACCCCGUGGCUGGACAGCCUUAGUCUCUUGCCCUUGGCACUGGCUACGGACAUCCCUGUACAGUAUGAAAGCAGUGAUAUUGGGCAUGCAGAACCAGCGCCCGCUGGGAGAAAACCUCAGCUUGCCUCUGAAGCUCCAGAGAAGGCCCUCAAGAGGAAAAGCCCUAGGACUUCCAUCUUGAGAAGUCAGGUGAAAUCCCUUCUGAAGGGAGACUGGUCCCAGAAGAAGAUCCAUUUCCUUUAUCUCAACGUGGCUUCUGAUCGGCACUUUAACCCUUACAAGCUGGUGGUGGUGCCACCGAACAAGGUGAAUCCUGAACACUACAUUUUCUCUCCCUUUGGGAUCCUGCAUAUACAUCCUGUGGAAGGCAGUGAAACAAUGUCACUAGCCACUUGGCACCGAGACACUGCUCUCUGGCACGAGCUCCAGCGCAUCCCAUUCUUUAAGAACUGCCUCUUACGAAAGGCAUUGACCUGUUGGAAGAAAAAUGUGAGGUUUCGUGGGCUGCAUCGGAUCCAGACUUUCCUGAAGACUCAUCUGCUGUUGGCUAUUCCUCAUUUUGGAGCUGGGAUGCUCCACAUUAACAGGCUUCUUCAGGAGUUUCGUUCUGUGUCCUGGCUACCCAAGGAGCCAGAUAAGAGCUAUGUGCUGAGGGACCUGAAGAAGGCCAUAGCCAAAGAGAACCACAGGGCUCUGCGAGUGCUCUGUCACUUUCUCAAUCUCUGUGCAUCCAUUCUUCAACUGAUUCAUGAAGAUACAUAUCAAAUGCAACAGGGCCUACAGGAGCGAGUGCAGAACUGGAACAGGAUCAGGAAAAGCCAAGGCUCCAUAUAUCUUCAGAGGACGCUGUGCAGGCAUCUGGAGAAGAAGCUGAAGCAGGCAGAAACAUGGUUGUCAAAGCUGGGAAUGUUUGCUCGUCUGAUUGACUACAUGAUUUGUCAGAACCUUGUUUCCAUCUUAGAAGAUGAAAUAACUUCCUUUAUAGCCAAUAAUCUGCAAGCCCCAAGGCAAAACCCCUUUCUUGUAUCACAGCUGGUCUUUGAUGACAAUGGCCAGUUGUCUCCUAUGCCCCGUGUUGAAUCUAUAAUCCAGAGUCUCAUUAAGAGCCUGCAGUCUAUCAAGACCUCUGCCCUAAAGGUAAUGCAAUCUACAGACCUGAGGACCUCCAGAGAGCCCUUGUAUUCUGAAGACAAUAAAGACCAGGACUCAAAUACAGAAUUCCCAAUGCCCAAGUUUCAUGGAAAGUCCAGCGAUGCUGUUCGCCUCUUCUGUGGCCCAAACGUAGGAUACGUGUGGCCUUGGAAGUCUCAUGCAAUUACUAAUGUCCUGGAAGUCCGUGGGCACCGGCUACGGGGUCAGUAUCUGCAUCCUAAUUAUGACCAUGUACAGGAGGACUUGGACAAGAAUGCUGGAAUCCAACAGGCACUGGCUGUACAACAGGCUCUCCUGGAGGACAUGAGGCAGGAGGUGCAGGAAUUCUGCAAUAAACAGCAAUGGGUAGAAGACAUCUAUGAGUUCCUGAAGGCCUGGAACUCUCAGAAGCUAGAGGACCUGAGAGGCUCUCCUAUCAGUGACUAUGUAAAACUGGUAAGAAAGCUGAAAAAUUGGCAAGAACGUGUCUCCAAUAUGCCUGUCGAGCUGCUGACAAAAACCAAGUUGCUGCUCUUGAGUGGCCGUGAUGUUCAAGAAGAGUUGGAAUCCAAGUUAAAUAACCUGAGGAAGAACAUUCUUGAACAGGUGAAAAAUGAAUGCUGGAGCCGUAAUCAGCAGCUGAUGAAAAAACUGACAGAGUUCUUGCGGGUCUUCCAAACCAUCAACUUAGACAUUCAUGCCAUUGCACAGUGCUCCCAAAAACUGAAUGAAGCCAACGAGCAAUACUGCCACCUGGAGGAGCAAGUGGAAUAUGUCCGAUCACUCCAUGACCUCAUCCGGAACCAUUGUGUCCUCUUCAUUUCUGAGAAUGAGACUCUAGAUAUCGCGCUUCUGGAUUUAUGGGAGGCAUUUCAGUUCGAGAGAAGCCAAGUUUCAGAGUUCCUGCUCAGUAAGCGACAUGCCAUUGUGCCCAAGCUUCAGCAGUUGAUGGCAGCAGCAUUGGCAGAGCUGGAAGGCCUGCUAGUGAAGGCACUGUCUGGUCCCUUUAUGGAUCCUUCCCAAGAACAGAGGAGCACUGAGCAACAGCUUGGUGCCUUGGAGAAUCAGUUCCUGAAUACACUCAGUAACUUCAAUGCCCUAUGCUAUGCUUACCGCUCCUUCACAGGGCAUAAGACUACUAUGUCUCCGCCUGCUUCUGGGAACCGGCCUAUAGUACUGCAGCAGCGCAUCUGGAGGCUUUACAGGAUCAUCCACGAAAACUUCAGCGAGUGGAAAUGUGUGGCUUUUAGCAAGUUCAAUCUUUCUAUGGCCCGGGAGAAGACCAAUGCCUGGCUGACAGAGGCUGCAAGGCUCGGCACAGCCCUGGGGCAGCAAAGCCCUGUGCUCCAACGCUGUAUGCGCAUGCUAGAGGAGUUUCGAGCUUACCUGCCCUUGCUUAUCAAGCUGGGCAGCCUGGAGCUGCAGGAUGUUAAUACCCAAUCCCUCUUGAGAGCAUUAGGGCUGGGUGGUCUACAAAGCUUGGAUCUCCUUACACUGGGCCGGCUGCUCAAUUGUCCACUGCUGGAAUUCGCAGACCGAAUCAAUCAGGUCUGGCAGCGCGAUAAGGAACGAAUUCAUGCCCAAGAGAUCCUACAGCAGAUGCAGCAGUACUGGGAGGGGCGCCAGCUGCGCCUGCUCAACUUCAUCCUGCAAGUGCCCUACAGGCCUCCAACCUCAGAGCGCUCCAAAAGGCCGGCACUCCGAAGCCCCCAGUGGGAGUUAGUGGGCAAGGAUAGCGGCACCUUCCUCCUCUCAGACUACAGCAGCCUACAAGAUGCCAUCCAGAACAGUCUUCAGGCUCUAUUCAAGAUCCUAGCCAUCCAAAAGUCAGGACAGUUGCAUAAAAUAGCUUUAGAGUGGGUGACCAUCAUGUAUGACCUGGGUGCCCUGCUGGAAGUAUGGGUGUCUUUCCAGCAGAAGUGGAUUUUUCUGAACAAAGUUCUUCAUGAGAUGGAGAUCGAAUUUCCUGCUGCUGAGCUGAAUGCUCGUUUCAAAGUCAUGGAUGAUCAGUAUCGGACUCUAAUGCGAAUCUCUGUGGCUGAUCCAAUGGUUCUGUCACUUAUAGUGCCCAAUACCAAGAGGAGCCCUUACUUCCAAGGUCAGCAUCUACAGCACCUAUUGAAAGUAGGAUCAGUAGAGCUGGAGGCCAUCAUCAUGGGUCUGGAGGAUGUCCUCUAUGGGGUACGUGCCAACUUCCCCCGCCUUUUCUUCCUCAGUGACAGUGAACUGGUGGCCCUGCUGGCUUCCCCUCUAGAUACCUCUGAGGCCAAGCCAUGGGCACAGCGUUGUUUUCCUUACAUUAAAGCUGUGAACUUCAGGUCCAAAUCAACUAAUAAGGAAAAUAAUGACAAGGAUUCAAAGUCAAGUAUAGAGACUGUGGAGACAAUUUCUGUGCUAGGAGCAUGUGGAGAGGAAGUGAAGCUUCAGGAGCCCCUUCCUCUGUAUCCAGACCUUCCUAAGUGGCUGGCCUCUUUGGAGACCUGUCUACGGCUUGUAGUAGUGAACCUGCUCCAGAGCUGUGUGGCCACCCGCCUUGCUCAAGGCCCAUCCCUCAUUAAGGCAUUGAAGGCAAUGCCUCAACAAAGACAGAUGUCCACGCAACUGUAUGUCCAGCAUUGGCUAGAUGCAGUGCAAGUUUUUCCAUGGCAGUGCAUACUGGUGGCAGAGGAGAUAGUGUGGCGAGCCGAGAUGGAGGAGGCUCUGCUUGAGUCAAAGACUAUGCGCCUGAGUUCCGUACAUGUACGCAAUCUUGAGGUCCUGGUACAAUUUAUACGAUCUCAGAGGAGCUCUCAGGGUGAACAACCUCUGCCUUCUGUUCGCCAGACUAGUCUAUUCAGUUCCCUGCUGGUCAAGGCAGUGACUCAUAGGGAUAUAGCGCAACUCCUGGAGAAGAACCAGGUCAGUGAUCUGACAGACUUCCACUGGGUCCGCCAAAUUAAGUAUCACCUGGGUUCAUCUCACUUGAAUCUCAAAAGCCCCCUGCAAUGUCUUACGACUACUGCAUCUACUGAGGAGCCCUCUGUGUCACCAGCUGCAUGCUGGAUAGAUGUGCUUGGCCGGUCCUUCUUGUACAAUUAUGAGUACAUGGGGCCCAAACUGGGGCCUCUACCUAGCCUGAUGCAUGAGCGGCAAGUGUUUAUUCUCUUAUUGGCCUUGAAUGAGGUGGCCUAUGGGGCCGUACUGGGCAGGGAUGGUCUGGGCAAGGCAGAAACUGUGAAUAGCCUGGCAUGGGCCCUGGGCCGCCAGCUGGUAAUAAUGCCCUGCUUGCCCCAGAUAGAGUUCCGAUGUCUGAGCAAUUACCUGAAUGGUGCCCUUCAGUGUGGGGCCUGGCUGCUGUUAGAGAAUGUUCACCAACUACCUUCUGGCCUGCUUUCUGCCCUGGGCCAGCGUCUGGAUGAACUGCACCAUCUUUACGCCCCACUAUAUCAGAAAGCUUCCAAAAACAUCAGUACCAUAAACCCUACUAAACACCUACUCCUUGGUGCUGGUUUCUUUGAGAAGCAUCAAGUGUCCGUACGUCUUGGCUUUGGCUGUUUCCUGACAUUUCAUUCCCUGAGUCCUGAUGUGCCUGCCAAUCUGCAUCUGCUACUGCGUCCUGUGGCAUUGGCAUUCCCAGACCUGCAGCGAGUGGCAGAGCUGCAACUGCUGGGAGCAGGGGUACGGGAUGCCUCCAGAAUGGCUACUCGCCUAUCCAAAUUAUUUUCCCUAGAACGUGAGCUGGUGUCUGGGACCUUGCCCAGCCGCUUGCCACUGCUCAAACAGGUACUGGAAAACACAAUAGAGACACUAAAUGCAUCUGAAGAAAACAAGUCCCAGCAACCCCACAACCUAGCUGCUGCUGAGGAGGCUGCGCUACUGCGUGCCCUGUUGCAUUCACCACUGUUCACCAUUCUUGAUGGGCUCCGCCUACAAAAGCUCCAAGAACUGCUCUGUGGGAUUUUUCCUAAUGCUAGUCAUGUGCUGGCAGAGCCUGUGUGCCACAGGCUGAUGAAGUCAGUAGUGGUGGAAGAACUCCAGCAGUUAGGCCUGUUUCCCACCCUUAACACAUUGACGUCUCUGGAGCAGCUCAGUGAGGCCCUGAGCAAGGCCUCUGGCAUUCUGCUCCUGGGUACUGCAGGCAGUGGCAAGAGUACUUGUUGGAAGAGCUUAUUUAAGAUUCAGAAUCGUCUGGCAGCCAUGGAACAUACCUCAACCAAGGGUUUCCAAUCUGUGGAAACUGUCCACCUAUAUCCUAGUGUGCUCACUUCCCAAGAAUACCUAGGAUGGUCAGAAGGUUCCUCCUGGCGCUAUGGUAUAUUUACUAAGCUCCUUCAUGCUGCCCCUUAUUGUAAGACUGUAGGCUCAGAAGAGAAGUCAGAAAGAUUCACAGGGAUCCAGCAAUGGAUAAUAUGCGAUGGGGCUCCUAAUCAUGCAUGGUUAGACUCCAUCACUUGCCUCCUGGCUGACCCUCCCCAGUUGAGUCUCCCAAAUGGUCAACAGAUAGCACGGCCCCUAGGUACCUUUUUCUUGAUAGAGGUAGCAGAGGCAGCAGGUAUGUCUCCUACAGUGUUAGGCCGGUGUGCUCUCGUCUGGUGUUGUGGGGAACAGACUUGGCAGUCCAUGCUUAGUGUCUUGAUAACAUCUCUGCCUCAUGAAUACCACCUACAGCAAGAGACAAUCGUGCAGUUCAACCACUUAGCUGAAGUACUAGUGCCUUCAGUGUUCCGAUUCCUUACCCGCAUAGGUGCUAGUUCUCAGCUACAGGUACAUGGACAUCAGGCUGUUUGCCCAGGUGUGGCAGAAGUCACCAGCCUGAUCCGCAUCUUGCGUGCUCUACUUGACCCCCAUCUACACUUAUUCGAGGAAGAGAAGCCACACACAAAAGAGGACUUUAGUGGCACUGAUCUUGUGACCCAAAACUUCAUAUCUUCAAAAAGCAAGGCCCAGUCUGACCGCAUCAGUGUGUAUAAAAAGGAGAGGAGACAUUUGCUGGCUAUCAGUAGCUUUCUUUUUGCCAUAAUCUGGGGCUUUGGAGCCCACCUUUCCUCCAGACACUGGCCUCUCUUUGAUGACUUCAUGAGGAAGGCUAUUAGUUCCCUGCCCAACUAUCCCGAGCCACCUCCUUCAGCCUUGGUGUUUGAUCUACAUAUAAACCUUGAAGAUGGAACACUGGUUCCCUUCACUGGCCAGUACCUGAGCACCCAUGUCAAAAGAAGUCUGGGUUCUUUCCAGCCCUCUUCUCAGGUGGAACAGCUUUUGUAUGUGGUGGACCUACUUCUGUCAAAUGGACAGCCAGUACUGCUUGCUGGAGAGAUAGCAACAGGGAAGUCAGCUUUUGUGGAGGUGCUGGUGGAGCCAAAUCACCCUACCAUUCACAGACCCAUUAACCCUGCCUUAAAUUCUGCUCACCUUCGUAACCUGCUGAGCAGAGCAGUCCAUGGCCAAACACAAGCUGGCUCAUUUGUUGGGCCUCAUCAGGACUCCAAAGGCUCUAUCCUUUUCCUGAUGGAAGAUUUGCACCUGGCUGCUUUUGACCCAGAGAAGAGCUGCCAGCCAGUGCUGGAGACUCUGCGGCAGGCAAUGGAAGGCACCAUCUAUUCCCACAACACCUUGGAAUUACAGACUCUGCAGCCUACAGUCAACUUUCUUGCCACUGCUACAGUGCCAGGCUACUCCGAGCGCCCACUCUGCCCGCGUCUCUACCGACUCUUCACAGUGUUGGCCCUGAACAGCAUGACCCAGGACACCCUGUUGAGUAGGCACGUACCUAGUAUCCAAGCCUGGCUUGAGCGCUUCCCCUCUGUGGAGCGGGAGCAUACUCUGGCAAGAGCCCUUGUCAGGGCUUCCGUAGAGGCUUGGGAGGCUGUGUGCAAUUGCUUCAUGCCGUCACCCCUCCACCCACACUACCGCUUUUCCCCACAUUCUGUGAGCCAUAUUCUGGGAAGCCUGCAGCUGCUGCCUACCAGAAUGGGUUCACGAGGUUUUGUAGAUUCUUUCCAUCACCAGGAGCAUCUGCGCCGGGUAUCCGGCUUGCGUGGAACUCGCCUGACUAUCAUGAUGUCUAUGCGUGUCAUGGUGCGUCUUUGGUUGCAUGAGGCACAAAGAACAUUUUGUGACCGGCUGGACAGUGAUAGGGAACGUUCUCAUUGUGUUAAGCUGCUUCUAGAAGUAGCUCAGAGGGUCUUCUGUAGUGUGCCAGGGUCUGAGUCCUUGGCCAGGGUCUGUGAGGAAGAGGAAGUGGAGGAGGAGAAAGUGCCUGAAGUAGAAUCUGAAGAAGAAAUAGCCCACUGGGAGAUCUUAAGCAACAGUGACAGUGGAUCAGAGGAAGAGGAGGAUCCAUUUGGCCUUCAGGCCACCACAGGGUCGUUCCUCAGUGAGAGCGGUCUAGCACCAUUGCCCAUAAAGUCAGUAAACAAGGAGAACACAGAAAAUGUAAGUCAGGUGGCUCAGCAGUUGGAAGAUAUAAGGAAUUCUAACAGUAAGCUCCAGUCAGAGACACACAAGCGCAAGUGGCAGAGAGCACCACAGACAGACUUAAGUUUACCUUUGUUGCUACCAGUGCUAUUGUUCUAUCCCCAGGAGAAUCCCUCAGACCUGGUGUUCAGUCUGGAGCUUACACUGGGAUCUAACUUUGAGAGUCCCAACUUGUACCUGGAACGGCAGUGGGAAAACCUGGAAAAGCAGUUGGCUGCCUCAGCUGUUCAGCUGAAGAUGAACUCUGACUUUGCCCAGUGCCAUGUGAUGGUCCAGCAUGUGGCUCGCCUGGUCCGAGUUCUAGCUAGGCCCCGGCAGCAUGGUCUAUUACUCUCAGAGUUCCGGGGUACUGGGCGCAAUACAGCCAUCAUCCUGGCUUCUAACAUUUGUCAGGCUCGCCUUUUUCAUCUACCAUUUGAAUCAGAGGAAGCUGUUUUCCAGUGUCUCCGAGAUGCCAGCUGGCAUGCUGGCGUAUUAAACCAGUCAGUGGCUCUUCUGGUGCCUGAUCAAGUGAAUGUUGCUACCUUUUGCCAGCUGUUGGCCCUGGCAACCUCAGGUAGCUUCCCUGACCAGUACACAGAAGCAGAUCUGGAUAACAUCGAGGAGCAUCUCCCCAAGGAAAACCUUGUGAACAAAUACAGCAUUAAGAAGGACACAGUACUGAAUAGGUUCUACCAGCAAGUGUGUAGCAACCUCCACAUGUUCUUCCUAAUGGAAGAUGACCAAGUCCAAAAGCAGCUGCCCUCUACCCUUUUCCUGAGUCUCCUUCAACUGACCAUUGCCAGUGUUGACCGCUAUGAACCCUGGGACCAAGCUUCUCUGGUCAGGGUUGCCCAGUUCCGUCUGGAGAAUGAUCAGAGUCUACCUCUUGAUGAUGGCUCCUUGAAGUGCCCAGAUUUCAAGAUCCUAAUUCCCAAUGUGGCCAACAUCAUGGCUCGCAUUCAUGGUUCAUCUGCCUAUUACCAUCAACACAUGUGUCCUGCACUGCCACUUGUCACCCCCAGGACCUUCCAGGACUUCUUGGAUAUGUUCCUGCAGCAGCAGCAGCAGAUGGUCCUGCAGAUGAGGAUGAGGGCCAGGCGCAUCCAAUCGGCCCUGAAGACGCUGAGGCUGCUGGUUGAGAGGCACAGUACCCAAACCAGCAUGCUCACUGACUUGGAAAAGCAGCUAAAAGGCUCCUACAAAAAUGUCGGUAUGUAUCAAGGCCAACUUGAACAAUGUAAGAUCCUGUACAAGCAGAAGAUGGCAGAAUGCCAACACCUGGAGAGCCUCAUUGAGAAUCUGACCAGGCAGCAUGAUGCCCUAAAGGCUCAACAGGAGGCUUUCCUGGAGCAGAUGGGCAAGGCAUUCGUAGGUCCUUUGAGCCAGCUGCGGGUGGCUGACUUUGAGGAGAUAAGGAGCUACCGAGCCCCACCAGAAUCUGUAGUCAAGGUGACAGACGCAUUAUGUGACCUGUUCCACCAUGAGACAGGCUGGUCCAGUGCCAAGCAGCUGUUAUGUACUGAAGACUUUUAUCAGGAGCUGGUAUUCUUCCCCAAGGAGAAGCUGAUGGACUCAGAGCUGGCCAAGUUGAGCCAAGCUCUAAGGGCUCCAGGUAUGAGUGAUGCAUCCUUGAGGUCAGUAAGCAUCCCUGCAGCAAACCUGGCAGUCUGGCUCCGGGCAGUCCUGCGCUACGGGCUGGCACAACGCCGAGGAUUGCCCACUGGCCUGCUGUUGCGGCAGGUAGAUGCAACACUGGCUCGGGAGCAGGCCCGCCUUGGCCAGUUCCAGUUUCAGGCCCAUGAUCUGCUACAGCAAACUCAAUUUUUGACUAAAAAGCUAGAAGAUGCCCAACUCAGUCAUAACCACGUUGUGGAGACCCUCAAUCAGGCACAAUGUGGGCACUUUCACAGAUGGCCCAUGAAGUCUGCACUGCUCACACCCAUGCACAUGUGGACGACACAGCUCCAGAAGUUGCAGGAGCAAGCCAAGACUGUGUUUGGAGAUGCCCUCUUGUGCUCUGCUGCCAUCGUCUAUCUGGGUCCCUUCCCACCACAGCGUCGCCAAGAACUGCUGGAAAAGUGGCUAUCUCUGUGUCAGGGCUUUGAGGAAGCCCUGGACCCAGAUGAUGUGGCACAGGCACUGAGGCAGAAAUCUGUUAGGGUAUCAAAGAACCCUCUGCUGCCCACACGCACUCCCUUCAGGAUUUUAACCUUGCUGAGCUGUGGAUCUGAACAGCACCAGUGGGAUCGAGACCUGAAGCCCCAAGCUAAGUCAGCCCGCCUAUUAGGCCUGCUGCUGCGAAGCCACAUCCACUUCAGUAGUUCCCGUUGGCCUCUGCUGCUUGAUCCUAGCAAUCAGGCCAUCAUCUGGUUGAACCCACUACCUCCAAAGCAGAACAAGUGGUUGGAACAACCUCCCAAAGAGAGCAGAGCAAAGUACCAUGUGACAAAUCAAGACAGUGAGGAUGAAACAGAAGAUGAACUGGAAAGUGAGAACAAUGAAGAUGAAGAUGAGGUCAGUGAGCAAAGAGAAGAGCACAAAACAGAGGAAAACGAGAGUGAGGAAGAGAACAAGCAGGAAGAGCAAGAAACAGAGAAAGAGAAUGAAGCAGAGAGCACAAGCUCAGGCUCAAGCUCAAGUCCACCCUCUGAGACUCAGUGUCUGCCCUCCUACCUCACUGUGCUCUCAGGCACAGACCCAGAGUUGGGUCCUCAGCUCCUGGAGGCAGCUGCCAAUGGCUUGCCUGUGCUCUUGACCAAUAUGGAGCUGAGCCUAGGAUGCCAAGAACUUCAAUGGCUGCUGUCAAAGAAGAAUCUGAUUCCACCAUAUGUGCAGCCUGGCUUCUGUCUCUUUCUGAGUACUACCUUUCCCAUCCAUGCUUUGGACCGAGUACUAGGUUAUGAAUUGCUGAAAGGGCUGAAUGUUCUGGAUCUGGGUCUGAACAUGGAAAUACUAGAAGAACAGAUGCUGCAUGAAAUUCUGUGCAGAGAGCGCCCUGAGCUUGAAACCCGCUGGCAAGACCUCAAAGUCAGAGCAGCAGAGAACUAUGAAGCUAUGAAGGCUGAUGAGGAACAGCUGCUGGUGAUAUUGCUACGCCAGAACAAAAUGCGUCAGAAACCAUCAAGGUUUUUGAGAGAAAUGGUGAGGACUCAAGCAAAGAUAUGUCAACUGAAUGCUCAAGGGGAGGAGUUAGAUGAGCAGAAGCUGGAGGUGGCGGCAUUGUGGGCACCCUACCGGCAGGUAGCUUAUCAUGGAAUGGCUAUGGUAGAAGCACUAAGCUCACUACAGAACCUGCUGCCGUUUUUCUGUAUGAAGUCAGAGAAUUGGUUGGCAGUCAUCAGAAGGGCUAUAGACAGCAUGAAGUCAUGUGAUAGUUAUCAUGGAGAAGACUUGCCCAGUCAUCUGCUACGGAUGAAAAUACACCUGGCCCGUCAAUUGCUGAUCAACACUGUGGUUGCCCUAGGAUUAAUCCAAACACCCUUGGUGGGUGCCUUCGGUGCUUUGGCUAUGCUGCAAGUGACAAAGAAGACACCAAAGCUAGAGAGACUGGCAUUAUGGCCAGGACUGUUAGCCUCUCCCAGCUCAGGCCACAACAUACAGAUCCCUGGUGUGACUAGGCCAGCCUGGCUAAGUUCAAGAGCCUGGGAAGAGUGUGGAGCAUUGGAGCUGUUGUCCCCAUUUGCUGGGCUUCGUGCAUCCCUGGCAAGUCACUCUGAUGUGUGGCAGGAUUACCUGUCACUAUCAUCCACUGUGCUGGGUCCUGCACCUGGUCCUAAUUCUGAGCCACUUAGCCUCUUCCAGAAGCUGAUUCUAUGGCGGGUACUGCGACCAGAUUGCCUGGUAGGUGCCCUAGCAGACCUCACCACCAGCCUAUUAGGUCGGCCCCUAGAUGAAGACCUGGAUGCCCCUACCAUGAUCUUUGACCAUAUUCAGCCUACUCAACCCAUACUGAUCUUACUGCCACCACCUGGCCACCCUACAGCCACCCUGCAUCCUGUGACUGUCAUCCGGAAACUGGCUGCCAGUGAAAAGCCGCAGAAGCGUCUGCAUGUGAUAGCACUGGGCUCGGAAGACUGGGAUCCUGUAUCAACUGUAGUCAACACUCUAUCCCAGGCUAUGCUGCAGGGGCACUGGCUAGUGCUAGAUAACUGUCAUUUGAUGCCCUUUUGGCCAAGAGAGCUGUUACAACCCUUGCAGGGACUGCUGGAUGGAGCCAAGGUGGUCUCAGACUCUGAACUGAUAGCUGAACCAGAAAGCAGGACUGUGGCCACUGUCCAUAGAGAUUUCCGUCUUUGGCUGAUUGCAUCUACUGAGGCCAGCACUUCUUUGCCAGGGGUGCUGACCCAGCACUCCAUGCCUGUUUUCUGGAAUCAGUCCUUAGAACUGGGCCGUAUCUUGAUCGACAGUGUGGAUUCCCAGCAAGAACUCAGCACACAAUCCUUCACCCAGACAUUUCCUUUGUUCUUCCUAUAUGGUCUUCUAGUACACAGACAGCUCUAUGGGUUAAAGCUGCAAGCACACAGGGGGCGCUGGAGUCAAGUGACCUUGACCAGGGUUCUUCAGAUCCAAGAGCAGCUGUGGGCCAGUCUUAGCAACCCCAGUGCUGCCUUGUUGGAGCUGGCUGCUUCAGUUCUCUAUGGAGGUCCUUUGAGGGACCUGGAGGACAGAGAGACCCUGGUUAGCCUGACAGGAGCCUGCUUGAAUCCCAGGAACAUGAACUGGGUCCAGCCACACACACCCCAAUAUCUCCUGGCUACUCUGAUGCCCAGCCCAGAACUAGGGGAGCUGGAUGCCAGGACAGACUGCAAGGCCCAGAUGCACCUACUGCCCACACCAUCUGAACCUCGUACCUGUGGACUAAACGAGGGGCCCCAGGCCUGGCUGUUGAGACGCCAAAGUCGUGCUCUCCUGAGUGCGCUGCGGCAGUGUUCAUCCACCUGGGUUCCUACAGUUUGUGGAGGAAUUGUCCAGCGCAAAGAAAGGCGACUUCGGCAACGCCUAGUGCAAGCCAAGAAGAGGCUGGUGGCACUUCAGGCUUUGCUAACCAACAACCGUUAUCGCUCAGGCCAGUGUGUCACCCCCUGGGCAGUGUUAGGACCCAAUGCCCGGCCACCUCUAGAGGGCUUCUUAGAGACCGAGGUGCUGGAACUGAAGCAGCUGGUGGGUAUGCUGCUGCGUGACCUUGACUGCCUAUUACAGCAGCUGAAGGGCAAGACCCCGUGCACUUCCAGCCGCUGUGCUGAGGUGGCCCAGGCUCUUUGGGCUGGGCGCCUACCUCAGCCUUGGAGAUCUCAUGCACCUGCUGGUCCACAGCUUCCCUGGCUAUGGCUGCGACAACUGUCCCGCCGUGGGCACCUGUUGAUUCAAUACCUGGACAGUGGUAUAAGCGAAAAUGCCAACGGACCAGAGCGCAUAUUUCACCUGUCAGCUUUUCGCCAUCCCCGUCGCCUGUUGCUAGCGCUUCGUUGGGAGGCUGUCCUGGAGAACUCAGGACACAGCCCCAAGCUUCCUGGUCACCAAGGCUCUGGCUCUGGCAAUCUCCCACCUAGACGUCAGGAGUUGAACAACCACCCUCUGCAUAUCUGGGUGGAGAAUGGCCCAAAUCCCAAAGUUCCUAAGAUGGGACUGCUGCUGAUUGGGUUACAACUACAGCACGCGGCGUGGGACCAGACAGAUGGAGCCUUGAAGGACAGUUUUUCCAGUCAACCCUGUCCUCUGCCUCCUGUCAGUGUCAGCACACAAUCCCGGGGUGCCAAAGAUGCAUCAGUCUCAGCUGGCCUGGGCAUAUACUCCUGUCCUUUAUAUAUGACUGGGCCCCUUGGCACCACCAAGCUGCAUAGCAAGAACAUCCUGAUGCGCCUGCCACUACCCACAAGGCUCAGCCCUGAUACAUGUAUUCAACGGAGAGUCCAUGUGUGCAGCCCAACUUUAACCUGAGUCCUGACCAAAAUAAAGCUGUAGUGAUGUCAGGAAUGA
Messenger RNA from Rattus norvegicus (Norway rat), 14389 nucleotides. NCBI's taxonomy places the organism in Eukaryota, Metazoa, Chordata, Mammalia, Rodentia, Muridae. The record is from RefSeq and is a predicted model, not a curated record.